AUGCAUGAUGAUAAGGAGGAGGAGGAAGGUAGUCAUGAUCACUUCAGUGUAGAUGAUAAGAGGUUCAUGCGACUAGCCUUAGCAGCAGCCCAAGAGGCAUACGAUACUGAUGAGGUACCUGUUGGAUGUGCCUUUGUAUCGAAUGGUGUGGUAUUGGCUACUGCUGGUAAUGAGACCAAUCAUACUAGGAAUGCUACAAGGCAUGCUGAGCUUGUGGCCACUGAUAAGUAG
Perkinsus marinus ATCC 50983 is the source of this 231-nucleotide messenger RNA. RefSeq lists its product as hypothetical. The transcript is spliced from 2 exons. Bases 1 to 231 code for a protein of 76 amino acids. Gene Ontology annotation, biological process: tRNA wobble adenosine to inosine editing. Lineage: Eukaryota; Perkinsozoa; Perkinsida; Perkinsidae. The record is from RefSeq and is a predicted model, not a curated record. Gene Ontology annotation, molecular function: tRNA-specific adenosine-34 deaminase activity.